AUGACCUCCUCCACUGAUGAUUCUGGUGACAUCUCUGCAGAGUUGUUAUGCCAGUCCACUACACCUACAAGCUCUGCAACUCAGACCAAAAGUGCCAAUGUUCUUCACCUUGUCAUGAUCCUCUACAACAACAACUCCUACCAGCGCACUCUGCUGCCAUCUCGAGAAUCGGCUGAGAGCGAUCCAGCCCUCAAACUUUGCAAACAUCCCAUUUUUCAGGAUAUCUCCAAGAUGAUUUUCCCAGGUGCAUCUGUCGAUCCCAAUCGCAUCAAGUCCAAGCUGAGGUGGCUGCUAGAGACAUACUACAGGGAGAAGAAGAAGCUUUCACCCACUGGAGCUGGUACACUGCUGGAGGACAUGGAUGCAUCCAACCUGUCCUAUGUAUCUCGCAUUGCCCUGUCAACAAAUCUCGACUUCACCAGCGAUGACAAGCCUGACAUGCCUUCAAAUGGCUCAGCUGACAUACCCAUGGAUAUUUGUGGCAGCAAGCUGUACAAUCACAGCACUCACGGCUGUGGUUUGCCUCCUAUUCUCGACUUGAUUGAACCCACCAACCCCCUGGCUGCUGUUGCAUCCACUUCUGGUGCAUCCUUUGCUGGCACUGGUGAUGAUGACAUCUUUAACACACCUUCACCUCCACCUUUGCAGGCUUGA
Molecule: messenger RNA, 654 nt
Organism: Ustilago hordei
Lineage: Eukaryota; Fungi; Basidiomycota; Ustilaginomycetes; Ustilaginales; Ustilaginaceae
Exons: 4
Coding region: 1-654 (217 amino acids)
Source: RefSeq, a predicted model, not a curated record